Messenger RNA from Naegleria lovaniensis, 1440 nucleotides. RefSeq lists its product as uncharacterized. Lineage: Eukaryota; Heterolobosea; Eutetramitea; Acrasida; Naegleriidae. The record is from RefSeq and is a predicted model, not a curated record. Bases 1 to 1440 code for a protein of 479 amino acids. The transcript has a single exon.
AUGAUUUGCCAUCAACAACUCCUCGCCUCCAUGAUGACACCAAAACCACGUGUCUUGCCGUCAUCAACACCUCUUCUUGUCAUCCUCUUGACAACCUUCCUCUUUGUUACGUCACUCCUUUGUCAUCACUCUGUUGCAAUUCCCUCCUAUUACACAACCAAAUCAACCACAGACGGCGAGCUUGUACAAAUCAAUUUACUCGAACGAGAAAUUGAAGGUUUCUUUUCCACACUCAAUCAGCAUCCCAGCUAUAAAUUUGAUACACUUCUCGAUGAGUAUUUUCCUGAUUUGAAAUACAUCUCUCCUAAUACAACAAAAAUCGAUGGUGAUUCCGCUGCUUCCACAACCACCACUAAAAUCCUAGUCAAUAACCUUCAUGUUCACAUUCCUCACAUUGGAUAUUCGGGUCCUGAUAUACCUAAAAAUUUGCCACAACUCAAAAUAGCCACCUUUGUCGGAAAUGUUCGAGAUUUACGAAAUUUAUUCGAAAAGGAUUGGAAAAAGAAUUUCAAAUCUGUUCAAGUAGUUUUUUCUAAAUCAGACAUUAUUUAUAUUCCAGAUGAAGCUGAGAGGAAUAUGGAUCUCAUCCAAUCACUCACCAGUAAAAGUCCUGAAAAGCAUGCCACAAUUUUUGAGAGUAUGAAUUUAGAGCCUGGUGUCGAACGCUUCUUUGUUGCAUUCCGAAGAAAAUACUUGAUUGUUCACAAGAAUCAUUUGAGAAUGUCUUCGGAUGGAGUCACAUUAAUGUUGUGGGAAAAGAAUACUCAACCUAACAGUAAGAAGAGACCCUAUCUUGUGAGAAUGUGGCAUGAGGUCUAUGAUCGAGAUUAUUUUGUUUAUUUGAAUUAUGGUGAAAGAUUUCCAACUCCAUAUGAACAUGAACCAGAGAGUCAAUCUAAAUUUUAUCACGUUCUCACUCGUUUCUUUAAUAACCAUGAAGAUGAGAGAGGAAAUCCACGUCUCGGAGUGACUGAAGAUAUGAAAAGUGGUCACACUCCUGAACGUGUUCUCGCCAGACUAUUCCCAUUGACAGCAGAGGAAAAUUCAAAACUUCAUGAAAUGAAUAAGGUUGUGAGUCAUAAUGUUGAAUUUGCAUUCCCAAUCAGUACUCAUCCAGUGUUUGGAUUAGAAGCUGCUAGAAAAUUCUAUUCAGCUCUCAUUUCGAAAAAUAAUGUGGAGAGAGUGUUCAUGUACUUGACAAGUCCAAUCUUUUCAUAUAACAAUGAUUUUGCAGGUGCAUCCGUGACAUAUCUCAUCUAUCCAAGCAAGACAAUGAAUGCUGAGAAUAUCGUUCCUGUCACUUGUAAUGCCAUCAUUCACUUUUCAAUUAAUCACUUGAACAAGUUGACUCGAUUCCAUUCCUAUUUUGAUCUCAAUGCUUGUAUUAACAAAUUGGCCACUGGAAGUGCUACAAGCAAAUGGGUCACUGUAGAGUUGUAA